GAGGGGAGAGAGAGAGAGAGAGAGAGAGAGAGAGAGAGAGAGAGAGAGAGAGUACUGUACUGUACCCGUACUGUAGGAGAUAGGAAUUCGCCAGAGAUAAUAAUAUUUUUACGCGAUUUUUGCAGAGUUGAACCGCGGGUCGCUAUUGUCAGUCGCUGCACUGGAAGACGGGCUACAGUGUGCCUCCUCUUGUCUCUGCUGGAUCUGGACUCUUGCUUUUGGAGAGCUGCACCGGUCUUCUUUUAUUUUUUGGUGUGUGUGUGUGAGUGUUUGAGCUCAGCGGUGUUUUAACUGGUGAACAAUAUACAGUACGCACAGGCCGUGCUAUAGAGAGCUCACUGUUAUAUUACCUGGAAGCUGCUAAUAUGCUUAAAAACUGAGGAGAAUGAAGAGAAGCCAAUAAAAUGAAGAAAAGAAGUAUGGAGGAUUAGCUGCCCUGAUGAGAAGACCUCUCAAAACUUCUCUCCACUGACACAAUGAUCACCUGGACCUGGACCUUCACUUCAUUCUUACAAAGAGAUUGUUAAAUAUAAGUUAUAAUUUAUAUGUUGGUACUUAUUUAGCCUGAAAAGGAGUUAGCAUUUUACUAAAUGUGAUUAAAUGAAUGAUAAAGCUACAUACAUUGGUUUCUAUGGUGCCGGUGGCACACAGAUGGUUUGAGCCACUGAUUCAUUGACAGUGCUAGAUGAAGAUGGAUAGAUGGUGUUGCACCCAGUAACUGGAGAGUGCUAAAUGAGCUGCUGUGUAAGCAGCUUGAUCUCUGGAUGACUGAAGGCAGAUAGCGUUUUAACUGACCAACAAAGGCACGCUAGACAUCCCUUGAUGUGCAACUGCAGAUAGCAGUAGUUUCAAAUUUUAUUGAGCUUGUGAAAGGCCAGGUAGACAGGAUAGUUUAGUUUGUACAAUGAAUCCUAGAGACAGUGUGGAGAUGAUGGAUACCCAAGCGGGAGGUCAGAAGGAGAAGCUGGUUGGAGGCAAGGUCAACCCUGAAAACGACGUUGAGGGAGAGGAUGACAAAAUCCCUGGGGCUUAUGACUGCAACAUCUGUGGACGCAGCUUCCCGUUCCUCAGCUCUUUGUCGCAGCAUAUGAGGCGCCACACAGGCGCACGCCCUUACAAAUGCCCCUACUGUGACCACAGGGCUUCUCAGAAGGGCAACCUCAAAGUUCACAUUCGCAGCCACAAACUGGGCACACUCUCUAGCCACCACUCCAAUGAGGAUGAAGAGGGUGGGGCCGAGGAGGAGGAGAUGAGUGUUUCAGAGGGUCUUGAUGGAGGUACAAGUCCAACUAAGAGCAGCUCAGCCUGUAACCGGAUGAUCAAUGGAGAUAGCAGUGAGGAGAGUCGGAGGAAAGUGCCUGGUAGGAGCAUGAAAAGAGAGAAGUCUGUUACCGACCAGAGGCCUUACUGUUGCCGUCUGUGUGGCUAUGAGGCCCAUCGAGAAGACCAGCUCCUCAGCCAUAUUGAAAAGGUCCACAUAACAGCAGACACAGAAGAUGAGACCACUGUUAAGGAAGAGGCUGUGGCCGAACCUGAUGUCCUCCAACCCCAGAAUGAUGGGACCUUCCCCUGUGAGACCUGUGGCCAGGUCUUUACCCAGGCUUGGUUUCUGAAGUCACACAUGAAGAAACAUGCAGGGAUCCUGGACCACUGCUGUCGUAUUUGUGGACGACGGUUCCGUGAAGCUUGGUUUCUCAAAUCGCACAUGAAAACACACAACACCAAAUCCAGAUCACGGUCAAAAGCAGAUUCAGCUGAGCAUCCGGCCACCAUCAAUGACGUAGCCCAGGAUCCUGAUAUUGUCACUGGCUCUGUUACAUCCAUCUAUCAAAUGUGUUCCAAAUGUGGGAACCUGUUCCAAAGCAGAGAGAGCCUAAGGGCCCAUGAAAAAGUCCACAAUCUUGGCUAUGGCAGGAAAUCCCAGAGCCAAUGCAGACUCAGUGAUGAUGAGGACUCACCAGCUGCUAAGAGACGUUACCUUGACUACUUACACCUCCAGCCUGUUGAGGAAAAGACCCUGGACGAAGAGGAGGAGAAUGAGAAGAAGAUGCUAGGUCAAAGAAUCCCAGAGCUAGAUCCAGUUUGCAGCUACCAGGCCUGGCAAUUAGCUACUAAAGGAAGGGUUGUGGAGCCAGUGGAGCCGAGCUACAAGGCCUCCUAUGGGGGAGGAAGUAUGGGGGAGGAUGCCCUCGCUGGAGCUGCUGUGGUUUUUGAGAAAGAGAGCAGCCGUUAUGUCCUGAAAGGUCAAGAGAAACGCAGCUCAGGGCGACGCAGCAGCUCCGGUUUGGGAAGCCAUGCUUCUUCAGGUGACAGGACACCAGAGAGCCUCAGUGACUCAGAGUACCGACCUUCGUCUCGCCAGGACCGACGGCGACAUUCUCAGUCGCAAGCUUCCUCCAAGUCCAAUGAGUGCUUUGAGUGCGGGAAGGUGUUUCGCAGUCGUCACCAGAUGAUCGUCCACCAGCGUGUCCACAGGAAGGAUGGAGGUAGGGCAUCUGUGGGAGACAAGGAAAGAACUGCAAGAGACGACCGAUGGGGCUCCACCAGUGAUCCGGAGUCAGGCUCCCCUAGCCGGCCCAGCACCCCAGGGUAUGGAGACUCUCCACCAGCCUCCACCCUGGGAGACCAGGACUCAGAGAUGGGCACCGCAAACUCUGGAGAGAUUGCAGAUGAGAAGCCUUACAUCUGCAGCCUUUGUGACUUUGUCACCACAGAGUUGAAGACCUACUUGACUCAUGUUCGUGUCCAACACCCGGCUGCCCCCGAAGAUAGACCCAGCCCUAGCUCCAACUCGGUCAGACGCACCUCCAGUGGUUAUCCCAAGCUGAAGAAAGCUCUACUCCAGGGGUUGAACAACUCUGCAUCACCUCCUGCUUACCUUUCAGCUCGAUCCUCCCCGCUUGAUCCCAGCGUGACCCCUGUGGAUCUAUGUGUGAGGGCUGAAGGCUGCAGGGGCAUAGCCUCCCUAAACCUGGACAGGAAGAGCCUCCCUAGCCACAAGUGCUCCUUCUGCUCUCACUCCACCCGCUACCCCGAGGUGCUCUGGAUGCACCAGACUGUGGCGCACCGCAUCAACAGCAGCAGCUCCAAUCUUGCUCCAAAAUGGGCCCUGAAAAACAGCUCCAAGGGCUCCAGGGACAACUUAUUAUCCUCCAGGAGACGCACUGGCCCCCCGCCAGUCCUGGAGGGAAAGGAAUGUCCACCGCUUCCUCUGCUGAUGCGUGCCCAACGUACAAGGCCCCCUACCAACUCCGGUGAGGUUCUAAAGAAGAGCAGGCCAGCCAGUCAUGCAGCCACUCCCUCAUCCUCCUCUUCUACCCCUUCCUCAUCGCUCUCCAAGGGCUCCUCAUCCACUUCAGGCACCCAAGCUGGGAAAGUCCCCGUCCGGCCAAGCAGCAGCACCAGCAGCAGCGUCAGACACAAGGAGGACCAGAGUCAUCAGUCUCGCUUCAGACCCAAAGUGGAUAUUUACCCUCGGGGAGGCUCAUUGUCUUCCUCAAGUUCCUUGGAGAAGAGCACUGGUGCCCUCUCACAUUCCUCAGCCCCAAGCCCCAGCUCUGCUGCCGCAUCCAGGAUUGCUGACCGCUACUUGAUGCCUCAAGAGGGCCUGGGCUUCAUGCUGUCAAGCAAACAUGGCCUAGCAGAGUACAGCAGAGCUAGGGGUUCCCCUCAUCAGCCGCUUCCCAACUCCCACAGCCAGGACCGGGCUAACGCUACGAGGCCCAGCACCAUCACCCAUAGCUCCACAGCAGCACACAACUACGGAGCCUCCCAGGCACAUGGAGGCACUCUGCAGAAUUCCUCCUCCUCCUCCUCUUCUUCUUUGCCUUCAGAGGCUCAUGGAGAUGUGAAGCAGGAGCCAAUCGCAGAGGCUCCGGAGAUGCCAAAUGACAUCCUCAGUUUCCUCAAAAACUACAGCCCGCAUGAACUGGCUGCCCUCUAUCACCGCUGGGGUGCAGCCAAUGCCCUGCUGGAUCCCACUGGGAUGCUGAGGUCUCUCAUGCGGCAGGGACAGUAUUUCUGUCAUGAGUGCGGGAAGAGUUUCAGUCAGCCCAGCCACCUGCGCACUCAUAUGAGAUCCCAUACAGUUGGGUUUGAUUUUAACGGACUCCACAGAAGUACUGACGCUCACACCACCGCUUCUGAAGCUCCCAAACAAGGGAGAGGCCAUUCUGCUGCCAGCUCUGCCCAUACCGAGCCUCUCAGAAAGGGAACCUAAAGACGCACGUCCAGAGUGUCCACCAUAUGCCUUUUGACAACAGCCAGUACCCAGACACAAGGAGCUUGUUACUGAGCCAGGAGGAGCGAGGAGCGCUGGCUGCCAAACACCCAUCAACACCACAACAACAACAACAGUAGACCAUCUGAUAUUACAAGGAUCUGGACUUGGGACCAGACUAGUCAGGGAAUCACACAACCCGAAAACACCAUCUCCAUUCCUAAAAAUCAGAGGACUGGAAGUAGGACUCAUGCUUGACUUUUUGAGCCUCUCCUCUCUACCCACCAUCCUUUAAUGACCUUAGAAGAAUUUUCUACAAUGAAGUCUCUUGUAAUUUUUGGAAGUUUUUUUUUCUAAAUAGGAGUUUGUUAAAGCUGUACUAGGCAAUUUUAAAAUCACAGUGUGGAUUUGCAGCAGACAAGAGCAUCUUAUCUAGUAAUAGAAAGGGUUUCUGGUGAAAUUCUGCAGUUUGGAAUUCAGGUGUCAGGUAUGCACACAGGUGGGACAUUUUCCCCGCGCAGAACAAAUUAAGGGUGAAAUAUAAAGUGUCUCCUCAGCCGGAAAGCUGGACUGACCAACGGUCGAUCUUUUGCUUCUCUUGGUCUUCUUUAGUAUGACGGUUAGCAAAAAUGAGCAGAUUGUGUGUAGUUUACAUCAACUUAAAGGAUUUCUGAAUAUAGAAGCCCUCAAAAUUCAAAGAGUUACCUCUUGCUGCCAUUUUGGAGGUACCAACAAGCGAAGUUGCCUAGUGCAGCUUUACAAGAAAAGCAAAGGUUUUAUGAAAAGAAGCGGCAAAACUGAACUUGAGUGCAACUGCUAGCGUUUUAAUCAAGGACUGUGGCAUUGCAUGGCUGCUGUAGUUGCCCCCCUCUUUUUUUUAGCUUUAUUGUAUAAGAGUGUGUGCAUUCCUCAGGACACCAAUCAUCAGAGAUGAAAGAGAAGAUGUUCUGCAAUUCAUCAACAGUCAACUGACACACUGCGAGUCGUUUCCUCUGGGUCAAGUCAUGAAGAUGAAGACUUGCAUCUAUCUAUCUGUCUGUGUGUUUCUGCAUGCACAAGUGUGUUAAAGUCACUUCCCUCCACUCCAGAGUGUAAUGUUAGGAGUGCAGUGACCAGUCUGUGUACCUGAUGAUUAGAAGGAGAGAGAGCGAGAGAGAGGUAGGAUUAAAAAGAGAGAGAGAGAACGCUAAUGGGGGUGUCUGCUUUAGUGCUCAUUAAAAAGAGUGUGCGUUUUUAAUAGCCAAUAUAAAUGAGCGUACCAUUUUUAUGGACAUUCAAUUAUUGUCCAUUUAAGAGGAAGGGACUGAGUGGAGGCAGUUUUCCUCCAUAACUCCUUCAUAUUAGGGAGUGUUUCCGACACUUCUGACUUUGAAUUAGACUGACAGUAGGAAUGACAGGAAGACACUAGCUUGUGUAUUUGCAAAAGAGAAUAUGGUACUACUAGUGUUAGCCAGCAAACAUGCAUUAAUUUCAUAUUGCUAAAGGGCAACACUGACUUUAUGGCCUGAUGGUCUCCUUAACCCAAUUUGGGAUGGAAGCUUUGGUACCAAAACCACUCCAGGCUCUCUAUUAGAAGGCCCGACAGCAGCACAGAAUACCUUAGCACAAUGCUUCCAAACCAGUGUAAUGUGAGGGUUCACAAGAUACUUAAAGCUAGGUUAGGUAACGUUGGAGAAACUAGCAAGAGACAGCUUGAUCCCCCCAAAUUUUUUUCCCCAUUCAGGCCUCUAAAAAGUACUCAGAUUAAAUAAAUUGUGGUAAGCUAAGCUAACUGGCUGCUAGCUGUAGCCUCAUAUUUAAUGGACAGACAUGAAAGUGGUAUUGAUCUUCUCAUUUAAGUCUUGGCAAGACAGUGAAUAAAUGUAUUUCCGAAAAUGUCCCAAACUGUUCCUUAAAAAACUGGCUGUAUAUUAGCAUGCUCAUCCCACAGAAUAAACAACCAGAGAUGUAGAGCUGACUUUGUUACGAAAACAUUUAAGCAGACUAAUGAGCCAAACUCCCAUGCCGUCAGCCUAAUUUCUUGAAUGGUGAUGGUGAAGAUUUGCAUUCUAGGAGGAAAGAGGGAGGAGGUCAGAGAGAGAGAGAGAGCAGCCAGAGGUCAGGAGGUCAGGCUUCCAGAGAGAUCAGGUAUGAAUACACGAGAUGGAGAUGUUUUGAAGCCUAUUGAAUUGUAGUGCUGUCACAGCCUUAACACAGGUGUGUGUGUGAGUGUGCAUUUAUGCGUGUGUAUGUGCAUUCUUUUCAAACCUCUCCAUACUGUAUAAGAGGUUGACUAACUUCUGUGUACUCCAGCCUCCCUCUAGAUGCUUUGUAUACUAGCCUACCUCCUGUUUGAAGUUUAUUGGCUGGUGUGAAGCGUGGACUGUUCUUUUACUAGGAGGAGAUGUUUUCUUUCUGUCCUGGGCUUGGUUUUCUCUCCUCAACAGCCUCUAUGAUUGAAAAAGCCAUGUUGGGGAAAAGAAGAAGAAAAGCAAGGCAGUUUAAAGCAGCUCAGACUUACAGAGCAAGAGUAGAACUGUGGAUUUGCAGACACAUUUUUGUACACAAAAAAAAUCAAAAUUCAAACCAAUUAAAGAUUAUGGAGCAUACAGAGUACUGUACUUCCCUUCUAUUUUGAAACCUCAGUAGUUUUUAAAUGAUGAUGAAAUGGUUGCUAUACCAGUGGGUUGUUGAGUUAUGCAUACAAUAUUGUGUGCUUGAAUAUGCCUAAUAAUACACAAAUGUGUAUUUUGAAGGUAUGGGUAGUGAAAAUACUUGAAACGGAUACUCUAGCCUUCGAGGUAGUGUAGUACUAAUACCAAUGUUGUACAGAAUUCCCUUUAAGAUUAACUCCUCAGUUAUGAAUUUGUACUCCGAAGUGUGACUUAGAAAAACUAUGAAGCAGGAGUGAGUGUAUGUAAUAUAAACUGUAUAUCUGUAAUUCACUCUUACCAAACCCUUAUAUACAGCGGUAGAAACCAAAUGGCAUUACUAGUGCACUUAGACUAGGUUACUGCUUUAACCGUUCUCAUUUUGUCCGAUUCUAGCUGAGGUUUCUUUGAGAAUGUCUUUUUAAUGGUGCCGGGUAACACUCUUCAAUGUCAUUUCUGGUUUAGAGGCUUUUUGUUAGGAUGAUUCCAUCGAUUUUAAUGGCAAAUGAUUUGUUCUGUGUUUGUGUGGCACAGCUUUUUAGCUAUGUUUCCUCAUGGAAAGCUUGAUAAUGCUAGGUGCAGCAGUGCUUAUUUUUUCAUAAAGAUGUAAGAGUGUGUUUUUAGUCUUUCUCUUUGCUAAAUUGUAGGAUUUGUUCAGUAGCUAGUCAUGGCUGCCCUCUCAGAGGGGCUGGCAGGUGUUGUUCUUUUCUCUUUGGUUGGGUUUUUAUCAUGCCUCUUAAGUUGUAUUAUUUGUGUCCGUAUUGCUUUUUAUAUUUGUUAUGAACUUCAUGAUUAAUUUACCUUAGACAUUAUUAUUCAAAAUGUAUUUGGUUGAUAUCUGUAUUUAUUAUCACUUCAAAAAGGAUAAGAGGACAGAGGCAGACAGGAGUGUUUGUUUAAUUUGAUUUUUCUGGGUUGUUUUUGUUUUUAUACUGUGUAGUUUUCAUGCCAGCAAGCCGACGUGAAAGCUCUACCUCGUCUGAGCCAUUCUCAGUUCUGUUACACUUUUGUACAUCAUUUCAAAAAGAUGUAAUGUCAUGUCCACAAUAAAGACACACAAAAUGGCA
This is a messenger RNA of Siniperca chuatsi (mandarin fish), 7916 nucleotides long. RefSeq names its product zinc finger protein 516-like. Gene Ontology annotation, biological process: regulation of DNA-templated transcription. Bases 905 to 4219 code for a protein of 1104 amino acids. Gene Ontology annotation, molecular function: RNA polymerase II cis-regulatory region sequence-specific DNA binding; DNA-binding transcription factor activity, RNA polymerase II-specific. Lineage: Eukaryota; Metazoa; Chordata; Actinopteri; Centrarchiformes; Sinipercidae. The transcript is spliced from 6 exons. Gene Ontology annotation, cellular component: nucleus. The record is from RefSeq and is a predicted model, not a curated record.